This is a messenger RNA of Chondrus crispus (carragheen), 2199 nucleotides long. RefSeq lists its product as hypothetical. The record is from RefSeq and is a predicted model, not a curated record. Bases 1 to 2199 code for a protein of 732 amino acids. Lineage: Eukaryota; Rhodophyta; Florideophyceae; Gigartinales; Gigartinaceae. The transcript has a single exon.
AUGUCCUCCGAGUUUCCAUCGCGAGAGGAAAGAGCUGAGGUUCCACAACCUGUGAAGAAGCGUGGCCGUUUCGCAGUUUGUGCGGAAGGUAUAGGCCUCAACUCCGAAAGAAGCCAGUCCUCCGGGAGAAGGGAAAAUAGAGAACCUGUUCCGAAGGGAUAUGUUCGCUAUGAACUCGACGAGGAGGACUCUGAGGACGACCCUGACUUUGAGGCUAAUGCAGACGUACUUGCAGAUGAAGAUGACGAUGACCAGUACAAUGGCCUAGUAGACAUCAAUGAAGGGGAGCUAGCACCUGAUACCACGCGUCGGUCGGAAGCCGAACUCAACCAUAUUCUGAACGACCCACGCAUUCAACAGUCCACCCGACGAAUUGCAAGCAGAAACGGAGCAUUCGAUGACCUAGCGCGACCAUCCGAACUUUAUCCUACCAACCAUGCAUCUCUACCUUCACUAGGGCCCGAGCUUGGCCAAGAUCCAGACUUUGACCUAGAUGAUCCCGACUUCGAGGUUGAUAAUCUUGACUCGACCGACGAAGAAGACGAGCGGGAGGAUUCCGAACCAUUUGAUGAAAACAAUGAAGAUGAAAAUAUACAUCUCCCUGAUGACACUAUUGAAUUCGAUAAUUUCCAUGACUCAAAUGACAUAGAAGUGGACGAACUAGAUGAGGCAGAUUCGGAUGAAUCUGGAUGCGAGGCAGAAGAAGAAGAAGAUGAGGACGAUGAGGACGAUGAAUUUGAUGGGAAGGAAGGCGCUCCGGAUGAGUAUCAGCAGUUUCUCAUGGGCAUUCUGGCGGAAUCGGGAGAUAGAGUUACCGAAGGCAGCCGUGAUGUUCCUGGGGGACUACCUCCCCCAAGUUGGGCUUUGGAUGAUGAUGAUGAUUUCGACUACCUGCGAGAGUCAGCUAGAGUACAAGACGACCCUCUUGAAUAUAGAGAUGAUUUGCAAGUCUCUCGGAAAGAACUGGUUCAGUUGUUCUCGAACAGCACGGUAGGGCUACGCCGACAAACGCGUCAUUCACGAGCUUCCCAGACUGUUAAGCCGAGGCAAUCAAAUAGAUCAAUCCGUGCCCUCCCAAUUUCACGAACAUUGUCCUCCGCACCAGCUGCGGCAGCCUCUGCACCGCAUCCGGUCGUUAACGGAGCCGUUUCAAACACACUAAGGAGCCAAACAGGUCCAUCUGCGAACCGAAGCGUGCCUACUCCGUAUAUUGGAAGUCCAAACGCACCUUUCAUCAACCUUCCCGUCCAUUGUGUGAACAUGUUGCAUGAACAAAUGUCCAUUCAUGUACAGCUGCUUACCGCUGUUCAUGCCAAGGCGAAGAAGGUUUCACGAAGUGCUCGUGAGCCACGUUUUGAAAGCGGCGCGAAUGAAACCGUAGACAUUUCGACUGCAAACGCUGCCGCAAAUCGUUCCGAAGUGUUGCUGCGAGGAUUAGUAGAAAACAAGAAAGUGUCCGCACUAUACCACCAGGCACUGGCAACCAACUUGUCACGGUUGAAGGCAUUUUCUGAAAAGCUUCUGCAUCGAGACGGAAACGCUGCGUUCAAAUAUGAGACCUGCAAGACUUCAGCGUACAAUCUUCCGGUUCUUGAUUUGCUUGAGCAAUUUAUCAGCGACUGCAGAAAUGCAAACCUGGAGGAGAUGCCCGGUAACGUACUCGCUCGCUUCAAACCAUUUCACAAUCCCCAAAUAUCUCAAGCUAUGUGGACUCGCCCUCAAGGACGACAGUAUUCAGCUUCAGGUUUACGUCCAGGUUGGUUUUCGUGGACAGCCGGAGACGAUUUUUUGCUUGCAAUAACGAUGGCAAAAUACGGCAGCAAUGAGGUCGGGCAGUUUUCGAAAGAUUUACUUCCGCAUCGAAAAGAGGAUGAUUGCCAAACUCGUGUUAAAUAUCUCUCAUCGCGACGCUGCCCAGAUAACCCAGUCAAGAGACAAGUAAUGCUGAUAACCUCACCUCUCAACAACUAUGAAGUAGAGCAAGUCACACGUGGGUUGAGCAUGUUUGGGCGCGGCGCAUGUCUUGAUGAUGCAGCAGUAUGGAAGCGUAUUCAGGCAGAGCUUCUGCCGGGGCGCGAGUGGUCCCACUUGCAGAAGCUUUGGCAUUGGAGAGAGACUCGACGCAAAUACAAAGCGAAGUACAGAGCAAGGUCGUACAAGAAGAAGAAGGCAAUGAAGGAGCGCACACUACCAACCUAG